UAGUAGAAGAAAUAAACUCUUCUUCUGUGUUUUUUUUCUUGUUGUUGUUGUUGUUAAUGCAACUUUUAAAAAAGGGAGACAAAAGGAAGGUUUUCAGGGCACCAGAGAAAGUUUUUGGUGGACUGUAAACCAUCAAUGGUGGAUUGAGUCUGGAAAAAUAAAGCUGCCAUAAAAAGAAGAAUCAUGGUGAAAGCUAAGUCGUGGGUAAUGACUAAGCAUUUUGACGGCUUCCCAAAGAAAAGCGACUUUGGGCUGAAGGUGGAGGAAUUCCCUGAGCCCAAAGAUGGAGAGGUGCUACUGGAAGCGGUGUUUCUCAGUGUUGACCCGUACAUGAGGCCAUUCAGCAAAAUCAGCAUGAAGGAGGGAGAUGUGAUGAUUGGAAGUCAAGUGGCCAAAGUCAUCCAGAGUAAACAUCCAGGAUUCCCUGUGGGAAGCCACGUUGUGAGUAACAGUGGGUGGAGAACCCACACACUCAGUGAUGGGACCGGCCUCACUCCCAUGCUGCCCGAGUGGCCUAAAGAUAUGUCCUUGUCUCUGGCUCUGGGUGCCAUCGGGAUGCCCGGAGUGACGGCUGUUUAUGGGAUAGAGGAAGUGUUGGGACUCCAGAAGGGUGAGACCCUGCUGGUGAACGCUGCAGCUGGAGCGGUGGGCUCCGUGGUGGGACAGAUCGCCAAGAUCAAGGGCUGUAAGGUGGUGGGCUCGGCGGGCUCUGAUGCCAAAGUGGCUUACCUCAAAGAGCUGGGAUUUGAUGAGGCCUUCAACUACAAAACUGUGGGUUCCCUGGAGGAGGCUCUGAGGAAGGCUUCACCUGAAGGAUACGAUUGCUUCUUUGAAAACGUGGGAGGCCCGUCUUCAUUCGUUGCCCUGCAGCAGAUGAAGAACUUUGGAAGAAUCGCUGUGUGUGGAAGUAUCUCCACCUACAAUGACAGUGAACCCCAGACAGGGCCGUACCCCUAUUUCACUAUGAUCAUCAAGGAACUGAAGAUGGAGGGCUUCUUGAUAACCAGGUGGCAGCACAAGCACCCUGAAACCCUUAGGAGACUCUUGGCGUGGGUGAAAGAGGGCAAACUGCAGUGUCGGGAGCACGUCACAAAAGGCUUUGAAAACAUGCCGGCUGCUUUUAUGGGGAUGCUGCAGGGAGAAAACAUCGGCAAGGCCGUCGUCGCAGUCUGAAGAGAAACAAGAGUUCAAUGCAAGAGAGCCAGCAUUACUAAUAACUGAUAUAAUUUUAAACAAAACUACAUAUGAAUGACGGACUUAGCAAUAAAUUGUUAUAUUCCCAAUAA
Messenger RNA from Oreochromis niloticus (Nile tilapia), 1286 nucleotides. Its product is annotated as prostaglandin reductase 1. Bases 184 to 1173 code for a protein of 329 amino acids. Gene Ontology annotation, biological process: prostaglandin metabolic process. The transcript has 9 exons. Gene Ontology annotation, cellular component: cytoplasm. Lineage: Eukaryota; Metazoa; Chordata; Actinopteri; Cichliformes; Cichlidae. The record is from RefSeq and is a predicted model, not a curated record. Gene Ontology annotation, molecular function: 2-alkenal reductase [NAD(P)H] activity; 15-oxoprostaglandin 13-reductase [NAD(P)+] activity.